UUUACUGCGAAUCUACCCAGCAAAAAAAUAAACAACAAUGGCAGACAGUGGUUUUGGAUUUGUGUCUACGGCAGUUGAUUUUGGAGGAUUUUCUUCAUAAAAAGGCAAUCGUCCAAUAAAGUUAAGAACUAGCUAGUGUGUUUGUUUCCCAGCCAUGUUUGGAUGGAUGUGUCUUUAUUGCUGACCACUCAGGACGGUCUGCAGGUACACUCUAUUUCCGCCGUCCCUCUACAGGAUGGGAUGCAUGUGUGGCAAGGAGGCGGUCACCAUCAACAGCCGCAGGUUCUAUGUGCGCUCACGGCUUGGAGAGGGUGGAUUCAGUGUUGUAGACCUGUUAGAGGAGGCGAGGACUCAUGCCUUGUUUGCCAUGAAGAGGAUCACAUGUCACGGGCCUGCUGAUGAGCGCCUGGCUCUUCGGGAGGUGGAGGUGAUGAGGGCCCUUAGGCACCGGCACAUCGUCCCCCUGGAGGAGUACUGCCAGAUCACCAUCGGCAGGCAUGACCAGUCACAGGACACCAUCUCAGAGGUCCUGCUGAUCAUGCCUUACUAUAAGAGAGGGUCACUACAGGAGAAAUUGGACGCCUUGAAGCGCAGGAAUGAGAGGCUCGCUGAGGGGGAUAUCUGGAGGGUGUUCACAGGUGUUCUACAGGCUGUCCAAGCCAUGCACAGACAUGACCCUCCAUACUCCCACAGGGAUAUCAAGCCAGGCAAUGUGAUGAUGGAUGAUGCAGGGGAGGCUAUUCUGAUGGACCUGGGCUCGGCCAGCCCUGCCAGGCUGCAGGUGACCACACGCUCAGAGGCUCAGGCCCUGCAGGAUGAGGCUGCUGAGCGCUGCUCCAUGUUGUUCAGACCCCCAGAGCUGUUCAGUGUGGAGCCAGGAGCCAGCAUAGACGAGCGCACAGAUGUAUGGUCACUGGGAUGCUUUCUGUAUGCGAUGGCGUUUGGGGAGUCUCCAUUUGAGAAGGUCUACCAGAGAGGGGACAGUAUUGCCUUGGCUGUCAUGUCACAGAAUGUCUCAUUCCCAACACACAGUUACUCUGUGAAACUGGAAGAAUGUAUUCGGCUGUGUCUGGUUGUCAACCAAAUGGAGCGGCCCUUCAUAGAGCAGGUGAUUGAGGCAGCAGCUCUCUGACCUUGGGAGUGACUCUCUGACCCCGGGCAUGACUCUCUGACCCUGGGCACAGACUUCUGACCCUGAAAACUGCUGGCCACAUAAAAACGGGCAUGCUGGCCACAUGAAUACGGGCACGCUGGCCACAUGAAUACGGGCACGCUGGCCACAUGAAUCCGGGCAUGCUGGCCACAUAUCCACACCAGACAACAAGCAGACUGGCUUUGCAAGCAUGUUCUGUAACAUUCAAAUGUUCUUUGGCCUGCUUUGUUGUCACGGGACAUGUUCUAUCCAAGACUAAAUCAAUCAGUGUGACCAGAUUUGACAAUGACACAUUCCUGUAUCAUAAGUAAUCAAUGGAAACAUGUGCAACCAAUGGGAUGGUAAAAAUGCGGGUGCCAACAUGUUUUAGUCAGUGCAAACUCUGAUAGGAUUAUCUAUCAACUUAUUGCUCGUCUUCAAUUUCAUACUGUGUUUGCCUGUAUGGUGUAUUCCUUGGCAUGAUAAGUGCUUAAUUGGAUAUUAAUAAAGGUCAACCAUCAUUAGUUACAGAUUUACAAAUUGAUAAUGAUGCAUAUAUGCAUUCCAAUAUGACAUUGUGAUCUUGUUGAGUGAUUAUUACGAAUACAAGUGAUUUCAUUCUGGGGUAUUGGGGACAGAUAGCAUGCAGUAAUAAAUAUAUUGGUGUCUAAUAAAUUUGUGUUAUGUUACACAAUAAAAUUUAUUUACACAAUAACCUGAAUACAUGAUAUUAAAUGCAUAAUUAGAUGACUAAUGACUUGCAUCAUCUAUGUACAAAAGGGGAAUCAUGUUAGAACAUAAGAGGAAUCAUGUAAGAACAUAAGGGGAUUCAUGUAAGAACAUACGGGGAAUCAUGUAAGAAUAUAAGGGGAAUCAUGUAAGAACAUAAGGGAAACCAUGUAUGAACAUAAGGGGAACAUGUAAGAACAUAAGGGGAAUCAUGUAAGAACAUAAGGGGAAUCAUGUAAGAACAUAAGGGGAACCAUGUAAGAACAUAAGGGGAAUCAUGUAAGAACAUAAGGGGAACCAUGUAAGAACAUAAGGGGAACCAUGUAUGAACAUAAGGGGAAUCAUGUAAGAACAUAAGGGGAAUCAUUUAAGAACUAAGUGGAAUCAUGUAAGAACAUAAGGGGAACCAUGUUAGAACAUAAGGGGAACCAUGUAUGAACAUAAGGGGAAUCAUGUAAGAACAUAAGGGGAAUCAUGUAAGAACAUAGGGGAACCAUGUAUGAACAUAAGGGGAAUCAUGUAAGAACAUAAGGGGAACACAUACAACUCAGCUGUUGUGUGUUGUCUGGUGGGGACCAUAAUUCUUUGUUGUAUAUAUUAUUAUCAUCUAAUCAUACAAAUAUGGUGGCAAAAAUGCAAUUACUUUUGAUUAUGGCUUGUAGGCGUAGGUUUUUUACUCAGUAGACCAUGAAAUGUUUAUCAUUUUAUGUUGCACUCUUCAUUGUAUUGGAACACCAUAGGAUCGCCAUCUAAACUGACAAGCCUGUGGUUGAACGUAAUAACAUCAUUUGUUUUGCCCUGAACACAAUAUUGUAUUUACAUAUAUUAUUUAUUUCAUUUGUUCAUGCAUGUUUAUUGUUAUCUCUGUAUUUGAUUAUAAAAGUAUAAACACUUUAGCAUAA
Molecule: messenger RNA, 2763 nt
Organism: Dreissena polymorpha
Lineage: Eukaryota; Metazoa; Mollusca; Bivalvia; Myida; Dreissenidae
Product: serine/threonine-protein kinase 16-like
Exons: 8
Coding region: 236-1132 (298 amino acids)
Biological process (GO): protein phosphorylation
Cellular component (GO): cytoplasm; Golgi apparatus
Molecular function (GO): protein serine/threonine kinase activity; ATP binding
Source: RefSeq, a predicted model, not a curated record